AUGGACGAUAAUGACAAUAACAUGCUACCAAUAAUGUUUGCUGGGACGGAGCAGAUUAUGGUGUUGGACGGCGAUUUCGAAACUCAACUACGCACCCGUAUGAAACUGCCCAUAGAAACGGACCAAACUUUCAUGUUACAUGCCCUCAAGUUGUGCUAUCAGUACGACGUAUGUAAGACGUACUUGGAAUUUCUGAUCAACGGUGCUCAGAUAAUAAGAACCAACACGUACCGCACAGUCGGAAAAGUUCUCAUUAAAUAUUUAGGAAUCAAGGAGGCUGAAGGUUUGCUUUUAAUUGCACAUAACGUCAAAGUAAUCAAAACUGCGAUCAAGCGGUAUUACGAGUUGAUGCUGGAAGACGGCAAGGACUUACACUCACAACUGCGGCCUUUAAUUGCCGGCCUCUGCGGCAGUUGUGCCGCUGCGAAUUUCGACAAUCUAGACGAGGCUGUGGUGCACGCGAAGCAUCUCACGCUGGAAUAUCUGAAGUACUUUCACAGACCGCGUGUGAACACGUUAUUGAACGCCGGUGUCGAUCUGCUGACAUUCGAGUGUAUACCUUCCCUAAAGGAGGCAAAAGCGGUGAUUGAACUGCUUAAGGAUUAUCCGAAAGCUCGUGCUCUAAUUACGUUCUUAUGCACGCAGAAGAUGAAAAUAGUGGACGGAAGCGAUCUUGUCGAAGCGAUCAAACACUGUUAUGACUAUUACCAGCCCCGACAGAUCCUCGCGUUCGGUUUCGCCUGUUACGACUGGCAGUCUCCCAAUGCACUGAAACCUUUGCUGGAGAAAAUCAACGAGAACAGAUCGUCCAAGAUACCGUUGAUGUGCUAUGUUCAAAAUACUUUAUUUUCCUACGGUUUCGCUGAUAAGCCCGGCUUUGAAAUGCAGCAAAUAAUCCUACGGAAAUGGCUGGACAUGGGAGUACGUUACGUUGGCGGUGGCGUCGGCAUGAUCCCGGAAAACAUGAAAGUUCUUUGCAAAACUCUAAGACGUUGCGUUCGCCUCAAGGAAUCCCCGACCACUAAUUCCGGAUACUCCUGCAGUUAG
Molecule: messenger RNA, 1047 nt
Organism: Dinoponera quadriceps
Lineage: Eukaryota; Metazoa; Arthropoda; Insecta; Hymenoptera; Formicidae
Product: homocysteine S-methyltransferase 1-like
Exons: 1
Coding region: 1-1047 (348 amino acids)
Biological process (GO): S-methylmethionine cycle
Molecular function (GO): S-adenosylmethionine-homocysteine S-methyltransferase activity
Source: RefSeq, a predicted model, not a curated record